CCUGGCAACCCACCAUUUUCCAUCUUACUCCAAUGGAACAGGUUUCUAAAGAUCCACGUGACUCCCUCCCCCCCGAGUGAGGCUGUGCUGCAGGUCUGCAUCCGUGAAGAAAGUGUGAUGACUCAGGGAGCCAUCAGGAAAGAGCAGGAUGCUGUCUGCAGUGUCAUUCCCUUCUGGCCAUCUGCUGCAGUUGGCACCGAGACGAGACUCACUUUACCAUCUGCGACCUGGAAGAAGGACGAUUCCGGUGAAUCGAAACCCAGAGGGAAAAGGUCCCGUUCAGACAGGUACCCUGUGACUCGGGACAGGAUCGAAUUCUCACUCUGGGAAAGGUUGGCGAGACCCAGAAGCAGCAGCUCGCCUGACCUGCCAAGGGCAACGCCGGACAGCGAUCGGAAUUGGCCGGCGGGCAGGAGAGUGCCACUGGGGAGGCUCCCGCUCCCUCUGGAAGAGGCCACCCCGGGGAGACUGAGGAGGGGCGCCCCGCGACCACGAAGCGGGGUCUACAUCGGCGACCAGGCAGCUCGCUGGAAUCGGGUGAAGGCUGACCUCGCCUUGCCGAGCGACGAGGAGGUGGCCAGAGUUUUGCUGGAUGUGUUUAUAGAGAAGCGAAUGCAUCAGCCGGGUCCCAGUCACACCGUCCAGGAGACUGACCUCGAUGUCGAGGCAGACGUUUCUCAUGAUUCCGCCAAGGAGGACAACGAACAAGUUGACUUGGAUAGUGUCCCAUCGCUGUCAGCGGGAUCGGAAUCGACUGUAACCUUAUCGCACCCCAGCAGUAUCGGCAGCAUGGAGGAUGAGACGGACAACUCCCUGUUCAGCGGCGCAGGUUCCACCUCGGACAGCGUCUCCAAAUAUCCGCUGGAGGAGAGCAGCCCCAGAGCGAAAGCAGAACCUGCCGAGCGGGAGCCUUACAGCGAGGGUCUUGGGUACGGCCACCACCACGGUUCCAAAGACAGGCACCCUGAAACAAAAAGCACCGAGACGGACCGAGUGGUCCCAUCAGAGACGUAAGUGACAACAGUGUCCCUUUCGCCAGGUCCUCUCCCAUUCACAAGCGAGGAGCGGACGUGUCGCCACGAUCACAGCACCGCACCAGCCCGCGUAUCAUCAUUCAACUCCACUGCGAUUCUCUGCCCGUCAACCGUAUCUCUCGCCGCGCCUUAACUGGGAACAGUGUGUCGAUUAUCAAGCACCCCCCCCGCCACCCCCGUCUCCAGCUAUUGGGCGAGCCAACAGAAAAUGUGUCAAAUCCCAGUUAGACCGCCAAGCUGACCAGUUUGUCUGACUGGCUGCUAUUCCAGACGAAAGCUAUUCCUGCCCAAGUUUUGUCAUUUUUGGGAAAUAGCUAUUUAUUGCAACCCACUUUGUAAAGAAAGAGGGGGAGAAAAGGGUUGGGGUUGCUGUCAAACAGAUAGAUCUGGGAGUGCAAGUACAAAGUUCUUUGACAGUGGUGUUGCGGGUAGACAGGAUGGUGGAAGAAGGCAUUUGGCCUGCUUGCCUUCAUCGGUCAGAGCAUUCAGCACAGGAGUUGGGAUGUCAUGUUACAGGUGUACAAUACAUUGGUAAGGCUAAGUUCAGAGUACUGUGUGGAAUUUGAAUCCUUCCCUGGAGAGUAGGAGGCUGAUGGGUGACCUUCGAAAGGUUUAUAGAACCAUGAGGGGUCUUAAAUAGCCAGGGUCUUUUCCCCAGGGUAGGGGAGUCCAAAACAAGAGGGCAUAAGUUUAAGGUGAGAGGGGAAAGAUUUAAAAGGGACC
Rhincodon typus (whale shark) is the source of this 1757-nucleotide messenger RNA. RefSeq lists its product as uncharacterized. The coding region runs from base 118 to 1014 and encodes 298 amino acids. NCBI's taxonomy places the organism in Eukaryota, Metazoa, Chordata, Chondrichthyes, Orectolobiformes, Rhincodontidae. The record is from RefSeq and is a predicted model, not a curated record. The transcript has 7 exons.